AUGUUCGACCUAAUGAAGCUCCCGGCCGAGUUACGAAUCAAGAUCUAUGAAUAUGCGCUCGUACGAGACGUUAUCAGAACCGUCACCACCGCACAUCCUUUCGGAGCACUGCACCCUAGGUACAACAAACGUGUGCAGGUUUACUAUGGAGAACCCAAGCCCACCAAAUCUGUAACCUUGCGCAGCAGGUGGACAUCAUACGGAAAUGCAGACGUUUUGAGACGCAAAGAUCUUCGGAAUGUCAAGAUUAUUGCAGGCGAGGUGCUGGAAGACGAGAUCUCGUGGUCGUAUGCUAUCCAGCCAGACGGCUAUCCUCCUCUGGUCAACAUCUUCCUCACGAGUCGCAAAGUUUACUCCGAGACAUGA
Molecule: messenger RNA, 366 nt
Organism: Letharia columbiana
Lineage: Eukaryota; Fungi; Ascomycota; Lecanoromycetes; Lecanorales; Parmeliaceae
Exons: 1
Coding region: 1-366 (121 amino acids)
Source: RefSeq, a predicted model, not a curated record